This is a messenger RNA of Rotaria sordida, 3396 nucleotides long. The record is from the annotation of a GenBank genome assembly. NCBI's taxonomy places the organism in Eukaryota, Metazoa, Rotifera, Eurotatoria, Philodinida, Philodinidae.
AUGUUAUCAUUGAAAAAUUAUUUUGUCAAUUUAAACAUAUAUGAAUCAUCGACUGAUUCAACAGCAACCGAUGAAGAAAAAGAACAUCAACAUCGAUUAAAUAUUAUCUCAACUCGAAUGUUUUUUAUUGUUCUCAUCAUCAUUCUAAUUGGACUCGCUAUUAUUAUGAAAACAAGAAGUCUAAAUACACUUAUAAUAGUUGAAAGUCCAAGUGAAGAUCAAUUCAUAAAUUUACCAUCUAAUGCUUAUUGUCCAUGUUCUCAUAUAUCAUUAUCCUAUGGUGAAUUUAUUUCAAUUCAAACUCGAUUUCAUCAGAUAUGUUCAAGUGAUUUUAUAUCUGAUCGAUGGAUUAAAACAAUUAACUUUGGUUUAAAUACAACGUAUUUUUCCGCUUAUGACUUUCGAACAGAAGGGAGUGCAAUAUUUCAAUCACUUGAAAGUUUUUGUCGACUUUCAAAAGAUUAUGCUAUUCAAAGUAUUGACUCAUUUAAUAAAGAUUUAUUUAUAAGUCAAGAAGUUUUAAAAGAAUCUGUAUUUCAAUCACAAAUAAAUUUCAUUACUCAUGAAUUUCAAUUAUCAUCACUUAUUGAAUUCACAACAGAAUUAGAAUUAAUACGAAAAUUGAUAGUCGGAAACCGUUUUCUAUCUGCUCUUCACACUGAUUAUGUGUCAGGCUAUACGACUGUGCAGGACGUUGGCGUUCAACUUCAGACAAAUAAUCGAAUUUUCCCGGAUGCACGGCGUUCCACAUGUUAUUGUCGGACCGAAAUUGAUUGUAACGUGGAAUCAAUGAUAUUUGAUGAAUUCGGACAAACUGAUCUUGAGUAUCAUCCGCCUGAUAAUAAAACAUUAAUGAAAAUUCCUGGAAUGUUGCAUAGCUGCUUACCAGUAAAUACAAUUCUUCUCUCAACAUUAGAAUGUUUUUAUAAUCAAACAUGUUUAAAUAAUCUUGUUUCAUUAUUACCUACGACUGAAACUUUUACAGCAAUGUCAGAAUUCGAACAAAGUCGUUACAAGUUAAAUUCAACAAUACAAACUAUUAUUGACAAUUUAAUGAUUGAAGAAUGGGUGAUCAAUAUUUCUUAUAAGAAAUAUUAUGACCAAUGUGCUCCUAUUUCAUGUACUUAUUUUGAGGAUAAGAAAUAUGAUUGGAAAUUUGUACUGACACAAUUAAUUGGUUUAUUAGGAAGUUUAAUAAUGGUAUGUAGUUUGAUCAUAGAAAAUAUAGUUGGAUUCAUUCAACGACGAUCAUCUCAAAACACAGAAUCAAUAUCUUAUCGUCAACAAAAAACAAUUCAUCAACCAUCAGAAUUUCAAUUUAAAGAACUUGAAAAAAUUUAUUCUUCAAAUCUUUAUUGUCCAUGUUCAACAGACUCAAUGAGUUAUUCAACUUUUAUUACGAUUGAACCUUACUUUCAUCAAGUAUGUUUAAGUGAUAUUACAUCAGAUGCAUGGAUUAAUUAUGUCAAGGGUGAUAACAUCCGGAACGAUUACUAUUCAAGACUUGACUAUCGACAUUCUGGUGUAUAUCAAUUCCAAUUAUUGUCAAUGUUAUGCCAACACGCUCAACAAACAGUUAAUAUUAGUAUCAAAACAUUUCUUCAAACACAAUUUCUUUCUUCACAAGUCAUCUCUCAAAAUCGAUUUGAAACUAAAGUUAAUUCAACUAUUAAUGAUUGGAAAUCUGAAACUAUCGAUCAAUUUUUACAAACAAUUAAAAUGUUUCAAGCUGUAUCACACGGAAAUCAACUUAUGAGUCAACAGUUUAUUUAUUAUAUGGACUCGAAUGGUAUAAAAUUGAAUCUUAAAGUACAAGAAUAUUUAAAUUGUUCAUGUACUCGAUCUUCAUCAUGCCUUUUCCCUAUCGUCGAAGGAUUAAUGAAAUCAACUUUAGAAUGUUUUUAUAACCUAUCAUGUAUGAUUGAAUUAGAUCGAUAUUUUUAUUUUCCUCUUGGAUCAUCUUUUAAUUUUUCACCUUUAAAUGAAAAUCUUAGUCCACCAAAUGAAACAAUUGAAUCAAUUAUCAAUAGACUUAUGAUUGAUUCUUGGACAUCAAAUAGUUCAUUUUCUUCAUAUUAUAACAUAUGUUCUCCAUCAUCAUGUGCAUAUGAAUAUAUUAGUCGAAAUGAUUUAUUCUUUAUUAUAACAACAAUUCUUGGUAUUUUUGGUGGUUUAUCUCUUGGAUUAAAACUACUUACUUUAAUUAUUCUUCGAUUUAUUGAGAAUACAAUUAAUAAUAAUUCUUUUAAUGGAUUUAUAACAAUGAUAAAAAACUUAUUUGUAUGUAAUACUGAAAAACGUCUUAUUAAUCGAUUUCAUUUCAUUUUUCUUUUAUUAAUAUUAUGUGUAAUAUUUAUAUUUUCUGCUUUUAAACCAAAAUCAGUUACUAUCCAAAUAAUAAAACCAUCACUUUCAAAUUAUAAAGAUUUAUUAAAAGAUCAUUAUUAUUCUCUUCAAUGUUCUUGUUCACAAAUAUCUAUUCCAUAUGAAACAUUUCUUAAUAUUGAACCUCAUUUUCAUGAUUUAUGUUCAAGUCAAUUUAUUUCUGAUGAAUGGAUUUAUUAUCUUUAUGGUGAAGGUAAUCUUUUUCAUCGAUUUUCAUUCGAUGAUUAUCGUUAUUCAGCUCCUGGACAAUUUCUUUUACUUUCUUCAUUUUGUAAACUUAGUCAAGAAAAAGUAAAUCAUACUCUUUCGCGUUUAUUGGCAAGUUAUUUUAUUAAUUCUCAGCUUUUAUCUGAAAAUCAUUUAAUUGAACAAAUUGAAAUAAUUCUAAAUCGACUUCAAUCAACUACAUUCAAUUCAUUUCUUAAUCUUUUAAAUUUAAUUCGUGAAAUAAUUGGUUCAAAUAUGAUUAUGAAUGUAUGGAGCACUAAUUGGGAAUAUUCUUUUCAACCUGAAUUUAUUUUGCAAGUUGCACGUACAGAACCUGUAAAUUAUGGUGAAUGUAAUUGUGGAUUAUCAUUUAAAUGUACUCAAUCAUCAGGAGGUAUGAUGAGUGGUUGUUAUCCACUUGAAUCUAUUCUUCAAACAAAACUUUACUGUUUUUAUGAUCAAAAUUGUAUUGAUUCGAGUGGAAAUUUUACAAGUUUAAAUAUGUCAACAUUGGAAAAAAGUCAAUUUAAUUUAAAUUCAACAAUUGAAUCAAUUUUAAAUAAUUUAAUGAUUGAAGAAUAUAAAACUAAUUUAUCAUAUGAAAAUUAUUUUAAUCAAUGUCAACCAUUAUCCUGUUCAUAUUCUUAUAUUAAAACUCAUGAUAUAACUCAAACAAUAAUAUCUCUCAUUUCUCUUUAUGGUGGAUUAGCUAUUAUAACUCGUUGUUUAACAAUUAUUUUUGUUAAAAUUUAUCAACAUAAAAAAAAUCGAAUUAAUCCCGAAGCUCUUCAACAAAAUAUUUAA